Molecule: messenger RNA, 1247 nt
Organism: Mus caroli (Ryukyu mouse)
Lineage: Eukaryota; Metazoa; Chordata; Mammalia; Rodentia; Muridae
Gene: Pym1
Product: PYM1 exon junction complex associated factor
Biological process (GO): exon-exon junction complex disassembly
Cellular component (GO): cytoplasm; exon-exon junction complex
Molecular function (GO): RNA binding
Source: RefSeq, a predicted model, not a curated record
AAUCCGAAGUGUGGGGCGCGGCUAAUUAGAAUACUGACUGGGUCCGCCCCAAAAGCUUUCACCCUGUGCCCUCUGACCCGAGAGGUUCCAGUACUGAGCAGCAGGCCAAGAAGUUACCUCGCCGGCCGCUGAAUCCCCAGGGCUGCCCGCCCCAGUUCAGUCAUGGAAACCGCCAGCACCCCCGAGGCCACGGGGACAGGCAAGUACAUUGCCUCAACACAGAGACCCGACGGGACGUGGCGAAAGCAGCGGAGGGUCAAAGAAGGAUACGUGCCCCAAGAGGAGGUCCCAGUCUAUGAAAACAAGUAUGUGAAGUUUUUCAAGAGUAAACCAGAACUUCCCCCAGGGCUGAGCCCUGAGGCCACCACACCGGUCACCCCAUCCAGACCUGAAGGUGGUGAAGCAGGCCUCUCCAAGACAGCCAAACGAAACCUGAAGCGGAAGGAGAAGAGGAGGCAGCAGCAGGAGAAAGACGCAGAGGCCUUGAGCAGGACUCUUGAUAAGGUGUCUCUGGGAGACACAGCCCAGACGCCUAGUGCUCUCCACGGCCCCCAGGCCACGCCUCUAGCUGCCUCUGAUCCAUCCGACUCUGCUGCCACCACAGAGAAAGCCAAGAAGAUCAAGAACCUGAGGAAGAAGCUUCGGCAGGUGGAGGAGCUGCAGCAACGCAUCCAGGCCGGGGAGGUCAGCCAGCCCAGCAGAGAACAGCUGGAGAAGCUGGCUCGACGGAGGGUUCUGGAGGAGGAGCUGGAGGACUUAGAGUUGGGCCUGUGAGGCUCCAGGAGUAGGGGAGUGGACUGCAGAACAAACCAUGGGGUGCUCUGGGGUCCAGGGAGUGUGGGCCGCAGCAGUCAGGAGGGGUACCCCCAUACUGACUCACCUCCACCUCCUGUGGCCCGACUCCGUCCUCCAGAGCCUAGGCUCUCCUUCAUCCCUUCCACUUCUUCUCAGCUCCUGUUUUUGGACUUUCCCCUUCCAUCCCAGUGUUCACAAUCUGAGUGCCGACCUGAGGUACCUCUGCUGCUGAUCUGGGUGUCUUGUUGAAAAGGAAACCGGGGGGGUGGGAGUCUGUUAGCGAUCUGAGGCUGAGGGUAUAGCAGUACCCAUGUUUUGGAGUCUUAGUUCCUGUUCACAGUGUUUAUGAAUUACUUCCCUGACCAUCCCGCCCCCCGCCCCCCCCCCGCCCCUUUUAAUUUUUUUUUUUUUUUUUUUUAAAGAAAAGAAUAAAUUGAAGUAGAUGACAUGUG